Fraxinus pennsylvanica is the source of this 3411-nucleotide messenger RNA. NCBI's taxonomy places the organism in Eukaryota, Viridiplantae, Streptophyta, Magnoliopsida, Lamiales, Oleaceae. The record is from the annotation of a GenBank genome assembly.
AUGAAUUUACAGAUAGAGAAAUCAAAGACCGGAAGCAUCGGCCGAGUUAUCGUUUACUCUACUUCUCGCGUGGAGAUAAUGUCAAAAGCACAUAAUAGGAAGAAAACGGGUGAGAAUGCAGGCACUUUGAAGUUUUUGAAUGAACUUGAAUCUAUAAGUAAAGCCCUACAUUCGGAUAAAACACAGCCCAGGGUCACAAUUUCUACUGUUAGUAGUAGAUCGAAAUCUGUGGGAAAAUCACAUUUGCCUGAACCCAAAACAAAGCUGAAAGAUGCUAGCAAAAACUCUAAAGAUUCAUUUGACAAGGAUAAGAAGUCCAUUUGGAGUUGGAAGGGUAUAAAGGCCUUGACCCAUGUCAGAAACCGCAGGUUUAAUUGUCGUUUUUCCGUUCAAGUCCAUUACAUAGAAGGGUUGCCGUCAUUUUUUGAUGAUGUCAGUCUUAUUGUGCAUUGGAAGAGGCGGGAUGGUGGGUUAGUGACACGCCCAGUUAGGGUUCGUGGAGGAACAGUUGAGUUUGAGGAACAGUUAUCUCAUUCGUGCUCUGUCUAUGGUAGUAGGAGUGGUCCCCAUCAUUCAGCAAAGUAUGAGGCAAAGCAUUUCUUAUUGUAUGCCUCUGUAUAUAAUGCUCCCGAGCUCGAUUUAGGUAAGCAUCGGGUUGAUUUAACAAGGUUGCUUCCUCUAACGUUAGAGGAACUGGAGGAGGAGAAGAGCUCAGGGAAAUGGACAACUAGUUUCAGGUUGUCAGGUAAAGCUAGAGGUGGGACUAUUAAUGUUAGUUUUGGUUACGCAGUAAUUGGGAACAACAGCACCGAUUCUAGCAACAACUAUGUUUCCGCCCCUCAGGGCUUGCUGCGGAAUAGGUCAAGUGCAACGAAACUCCUCAGACAAUUUGAUCAAAUGAAUGAACUAAGUAUUCGGCAAACAGGAAGCCUUCCUACAAGGUCUUCUACCUCAAAUCUGUCUACUGAAGAUAUAAAGGAUCUUCAUGAGGUGUUGUCCAUAUCAAGGUCAGAACUGUCUGAUUCGGUGAAUAUACUAUAUCAGAAACUUGAUGAAGAGAUGUCAAAUGCUUCAGUUAAUAAUAAGCCUGAGACUCUUCCUUCUUCUGAAUCUGCUGAGCCUCUUAAAUUAGAUUUAUCUAAACCACCUAAUGCUGAAAAAGGUUGCCCUGAAACUGAAUGCGAAAUUGGUGAAUAUUCUAUCAUAGAACAAGGGAUAGAAGAGUUCACAAAGGAAAAAGUAGAAUCAGAAGACGUUAGGUUGAAGGCUGUUCAAGAUUCUGUAGGAAAGAGUCUUGAGAAAGAGUGCACUAAAGAAUCACUAAUGAAAGAACUGGAGUUGGCAUUGACUUGCACCUCAGAUUUGAUGAAAGAAGGAUUAGAAUCACAAGAUGAAUGUGAUAUUUCAGACAAAGAAACUUAUUCAGAGACUAAGUCGAAAUACAGGAAUCUUGGGAAAGGGAGAUCCCAGAGCUUGGAGGAUAUUACUGAAUCUGUUGCUAAUGAAUUCUUGGACAUGUUGGGGAUAGAUCACAGUCCAUUUGGCUUGAGUUCAGAAAGUGAGACCGAGUCCCCUAGAGAGCGCUUAUUGAGGCAAUUUGAGAAGGAUUGUCUUGCCAGUAGGAGUUCCUUUUUGGACUUUGAUGUCAAAAACGAAAAUGUAGAAUUUGUUACUGAUGCUCCAACAGCUACUGGGUGGGAAACCAUCUCCGAUGACUUUCAUAACUCAGUAGUGGCACAGGACUAUGACGAGAGGCCUAAGAUAGAAACUGAGGCAAUGAGGACUAAAAUAAGGGCCUCAAUGUUGGAGGACUUGGAGACUGAAUCUUUAAUGCGUGAGUGGGGCUUAAAUGAGAGGGCUUUUCAACAUUCGCCACCUAGCAGCUCAGGUGGGUUUGGGAGUCCAAUUGAUGUACUUCACCAGAAUCCUCAGCAGCUGCCUCCUCUUGCAGAAGGUUUGGGUCCUUUUGUUCAGACAAAAAAAGGAGGGUUUUUGCGCUCAAUGAAUCCUGUGCUUUUCAAGAACGCAAAAAACAGUGGGAGCUUAAUUAUGCAGGCAUCAAGUCCAGUGGUGGUGCCUGCUGAGAUGGGUUCUAGUAUAAUGGACAUACUUCAGGGUCUGGCCUCUGUCGGCAUUGAAAAGCUCUCAAUGCAGGCAAAUAGGUUGAUGCCCCUGGAAGAUAUAACUGGGAAAACAAUGCAACAAAUAGCAUGGGAAGCUGCACCCAGUCUUGAGGGACCCGAGAGGCAAGGUUUCUUGCAGCAUGAAUAUGAAAUUAUGCAAAACGUGUCUGGUGAGCCAAAGACAGUAAAAGAAACAACCUUUUGUGCCAGGUCAAGUAAGUUCGAAUCAAAUUCACUUGGUAGUGAUGCUGAAUAUGUAUCGUUAGAAGAUCUUGCUCCUUUAGCUAUGGAUAAAAUUGAAGCCCUUUCAAUUGAGGGUUUGAGAAUACAAUCUGGCAUGUCAGACGAGGAUGCACCUUCAAACAUCAGCCCUCAAAACAUCGGUGAAUUUUCAGCCCUCAAGGGAAAUACAGUCGAUAUCAGUGGCUCCAUAGGUCUCGAUGGCACUGGUGGACUGCAACUUCUAGACGUUAAAGACAAUGGUGAAGAUAUCGAUGGAUUGAUGGGUUUGUCUCUAACACUUGAUGAAUGGAUGAAGCUGGAUUCUGGUGAAAUCGAUGAUGAAGAUCUCAUCAGUGAGCGAACUUCUAAAAUACUGGCAGCCCAUCAUGCUACCUCCUUAGAAUUGUUUCGCGGAAGAUCUAAGGGGGAGAAGAGACGGGGAAAGAGUAGAAAGUGUGGUUUGUUGGGUAACAAUUUCACUGUCGCACUAAUGGUACAAUUGCGUGAUCCUUUAAGGAACUAUGAGCCAGUUGGUACCCCAAUGCUAGCUCUUAUUCAAGUCGAGAGAGUGUUUGUUGCACCAAAACCUAAAAUCUACAGCACAGUUCCUAAAUUAAGAAACUGCAAUGAUGAUGAAGAAGGAGGGCACAAGGCUGCUAAAAAGGAAGACAUAACUGACGAGCCAAAAGAAGACAAAAUCCUUGAAGAAGAACUCAUUCCUCAAUACAAAGUCACUGAGGUGCAUGUUGCAGGUCUGAAGACUGAGCCGGGGAAAAAGAAGUUAUGGGGUUCGUCUAAUCAACAGUCUGGGUCCCGCUGGUUACUCGCAAAUGGAAUGGGGAAGAAGAAUAAGCAUCCCUUGAUGAAGUCAAAGGCUGUCGCGAAAUCUUCUGCGCCAGCUUCUUCUUCCCCAGUGACAACUACAGUGAAUCCUGGCGAAACCUUAUGGAGCAUCUCGUCUCGUGUUCAUGGAACUGGGGCUAAAUGGAAAGAACUCGCUGCCCUUAAUCCUCAUAUUCGAAAUCCGAACGUUAUCUUCCCCAAUGAAACCAUCAGAUUGCGCUAG